Messenger RNA from Mesorhabditis spiculigera, 456 nucleotides. The record is from the annotation of a GenBank genome assembly. Lineage: Eukaryota; Metazoa; Nematoda; Chromadorea; Rhabditida; Rhabditidae.
AUGGGUGGCGGUACCACAAAGAAGGAGGGAAUCGAGACGAACACAGCCAUCACACAGGUUGCCCCGGGCACCGUAUACACGACGCUGCCUACAGCUGCCCAAACUCAUCAAAUGUUGCUACAACAACAAUCAGCUCAAACACAGGCAGCUGCCAGCUCGAGUGGGACCACCGCAACGAAUGCUAGCCUUCCACAGUAUUUGAUUCCAGGGCCAUCGAAAGCCGAAACAAAAUAUCAGCAACUCCUAUGUCUGUUCAAUGAAGUAUCCAAAGACAUGCCUCAAGCCUACACCGGCAACAAGCACUGCGCCGAGCGAAUCAAACGCUUUUUGGUGCACGCCAGAAUCCUGACCCGAGAAUGCAUCAUGGAAGCGGACCGCGAUCGCGCAUUAAUGAAUCAGGUCCUCUACGACAAACACGAAACUCCAUCAGCCCCUUCGACCAAGCAAGUUAGCAAA